Molecule: messenger RNA, 882 nt
Organism: Aspergillus lentulus
Lineage: Eukaryota; Fungi; Ascomycota; Eurotiomycetes; Eurotiales; Aspergillaceae
Product: putative pathogenicity factor
Source: RefSeq, a predicted model, not a curated record
AUGGCCCCCAAACCCAAACCCAAACCGAAACCAAAACCACCCAAACAAUCCUCCCAUCCUACACCUACAAGACAAGAAAAUGAACCCCCCUGCGAAUUCACCCACCCCUGCACAACCUCCACCCACAGCAGCAACACCUCCGGUAGUGCCAACGCCUCCGGCAAGGGCAGCCACCCCCGCAAACUAAUCUCCCACAUCUUCGGCCGCAACAAAACCUCCACGAAGCUGUUCCCCUCCAGUGUCUGGGUGCACUACUGCCGCAAGCACUACCAGCGGGCGCGGUACCGAUCGCGCGCGUGGCCGUUUACGCAGUGCGAGCUGCUGCUGGAUAGUCUGGCGAGGAUGGAGGCUUGGGGCGGGGUGGAGAGUUUUGAGGUUGUCCUUCGGAGGAGGGAGGUUCAACGUCUUUCCUCUUCCUUUGCGGAGCAGCAGGCUUCUGAUAAGGAGGGGGUGAGAGUGAGGAAGGGGAGACGGGGUGGGACAUCUGCUUCUGCUUCUGCGUGUGCUUCUGCGGAGGAGGACGAGGAGGAGGUGUAUGCAGAUGACGAGGAAGAGUCAGGCGACGGAAAGAAAAGACAGAGACGCAAGCCGCGGAUCAAAGCGUGUCCUGUUCCCGAAUGGUUGCGCGCCGAGACAGGGCCUGGGAAGACGUUCGCUGAAAUCCGGGCGAUUGUUGAGCGGAUCCGAGAGGAUCUCACGGAGCAGCAUCGUCAGGCACAAAAGACAAAGACCAAAAACAAAGAGCAGGUGUUGUUCCCGGAUAUUGAGAUCCUGCCGACGUUUCAGGAGUGGGUUUUGGAGCAGGCUAAUGAGGAUGGGGAGAACAGAAGGGAAAUGUCGAGGGUGAGUAGGAAGGGAGCGGUGCAAAAGGUACAAAGGUGA